Molecule: messenger RNA, 2684 nt
Organism: Caenorhabditis elegans
Lineage: Eukaryota; Metazoa; Nematoda; Chromadorea; Rhabditida; Rhabditidae
Gene: F47G9.4
Product: putative RING finger protein 207 homolog
Exons: 8
Coding region: 106-2574 (822 amino acids)
Molecular function (GO): Hsp70 protein binding; zinc ion binding
Source: RefSeq, marked reviewed
UAUAGUCUACUUUCCCUUGCCGACUUCCCCAUCUUUUUGAGUGUAAUUUCACCUUGCUGUUUCUUUUUCUUUUUUUAUUUUGUGUGCUCCUCAGUUAAUUAUAAAAUGGAGGAGAAUCCUCUUCAAUGUACGAUUUGUAAAAAUGAAUUCGAAGAGCCAAUACUUCUCAGUUGUCAGCAUACAACAUGUAGGAAAUGUUCAACUGGAUCACCUAGUUGCAAAUCAUGUUCUCCAAUACCAUCUACAUCAAGAAGCCAUACACCACAUCCAGACAAGUUGGCUGCCUUUUUACUAGAUGCUUCAAAGGAAGAAAUGGAAGAAUGUGCAAAUUGUGAGCAGAUCUCACUUCCCAUGUUCUACUGUGAAACUUGUCAACAAUCUUUGUGUCUAGUGUGUCGAAAUGUGACUCAUCAAGCCAGAAUGUUCUCCUCACACAAAAUCAUAAGUUCCGAUGAACGAAGUAAAGUCUACAGUUCCUCACUGUGUAAGGACCACAAUGAGCCGUAUAUCCUAUAUUGUUCGGAUGUUCGAAAACUUGUAUGUAUUCAAUGUUUUAAUGGAAGACCUCUUGAAGAAAGGCACAGCUUCAUUUCGAUUGAGCAGGGGCAUAGGUUGUGUCUGGAGCGAAUCGAGCAAUCCGCGGCAAAACUUCGAUUUUAUCAGUCAGAGCGACAAGAAGAACUGAAUGUAAGACAACGAGUUCUUGAUGAGAAUGCAUCGAAUUUUGACGAUGCGAGAGCUUCUUUGUAUCAAUUAUGCCAGCAAAUUAUUGAUACUGUAAUGACAACAAGGGAGACAUUGGCAAAAGAAUUAGUGAAACAACAGGAGCAAAGUGAUGAACAAUGUAAAAGACAAAUUAAAGAAAUCGAAGCAGUUAUGGGUCCUGUUCGUCUAUGUCUGUUUUCUGCACAAAUUCUAUGCACAACUGCAUCCAAAUUAGAUGUUCUUCAACUUUGUCCUCAACUUCAAAAGAGAAUUGGUGUUUUACUCGACAAAACUAUUGACAAACUUCCGGUAUCUUCCACUCCUGACAGUAUAGAAGUUCGUUCUGAUUUGGCAAAAGCUCUUGAGCCAUUCCUGGGAAUGUCUGCUGCUUGGUGUCCAAUUAGUGUGUCUCGAGAAGGAAGUUCGUCAAAUUCGUACAAACGUGGCUCAGGAUCUCAUAAGGCAAUUUCAAUGCUAUCCAAGUUCCAGGCAACAAUUGAUCUAGCAGGAGCUUUUGGAGAACUCUUUGGCAAAGUUGAACACCCAUUGCGACAGUUGGUCACUGCAUUGUCUUCGACUAGUCAACAAGUUCUUGAGACUCAACGAGAUUUGACCAUUCGAAGGUGUAUUAUAGAAAAAGAGGAUGUUGAGAAACUUGUCAAAACGUGCAAAAAAAUAGAGGCUGGUCUUGGAAUGCAUUCGGCAGCACUUGAUGGAAUGCAAAGUGAGAUGCAAGAGAUUUGGCAGGAACAAUUGGACCGAGUACGGCGACAACAAAUCAUUUAUCGAGAAAAAGUGGAGGAGAUUUUGAACCUACGGGAAACAGCUAGACAGAUUCUGACAGCAGCCAAACAGUUGGUACCCUAUGUAUCAUGCAUCUUAAAUAUGAACGCAAUGAUUGAUCCGAAACGUUGUCAUCCACCCGAUCCAGCUCCAAUGGAGAGUAUUUGUUUGGAAAUUACAGGAAUUGAGCCAAACAGUCAAAACCGAAUUCUGGCAAUUGAAAAAGAAGAAGAGAAUAGAAGAUUAAAUCAGGAAGCAAAGAAGAAAGAAGAGCUGGCUGGUCAAAGUGCAGUGAUGAAAACUCUGAAGCAUGGAAAAAUUAAAAGAAAGGAGAUGAACAGGAUGAUGUUGAAUACAAAUAGAGAAAGAAGUCCCGGUGGAACUGAUACUGCAUUGACGAGCCCAUGUAUAAGAAGAUUAACAACAGCUCUCAAAGAAGAAACCGCUUCCGAACUUGACGCCGAGGAGUUUCUCGACGAAAUCUUCGAGCUCAGUGGAGAACAAUAUGAUGAAGUAGUUGAUGGGACACUAACCGAGGAAGAUCGAUGCAGUUCAGCACUUUUAUUAUCUAUGGAAAUUUCAAGUGAUUCCAUUUCACCUCUUCCAUCCCUUGAACAGCUUCUUGGAAGAAUCCCACUGGCAUCUCGAGUUACCUCUAAUAUUGGAUUCAGUCGUGGAGCGAUGUUGCAAAGUUUGAACGAUGUAUUCGCAUUACAAAAACCUCCAACACCCGAGAAUAUUAGUGUGUCCGAAGAGCGUAACGUCUUGGCCUCGGCAGUCAGGAAUGCGGAAAAAAGAAAAAGUGGAGCAGGUUUGCCGACGAAUUCGGAUAAGGACGAAGUGAUUGAAAAGGAAGAAAUUGAGAAAGAAACGGAAAAAGAAAAGAAGAAAGUAAUCAGAAGAAGAGUCAAAAAAGUAUCUGAACCAUCAGAAGAAGAGGUCACAACAUUCACAUUUAAUGCACCGCCAGAUUGUCCAUUUGUCCCUCAGGAGAUAUUUGAAUCAGAUGAAAAACUAGGAACUUUUGAAGCAAAAGAACGAGUAUUACAGAGUUUGAAACAGAAAAUGAAUCAGAAAACGGAAUAGAGAAUGAUAAUCAGUGAUAACAUAUUAUUAUGUACGAUUCGAGUUAUAUUUAUAGGUCAUAUAUACAGAAACCGGUUAAUUAAUAAUCUUAAUAAAGUUUAUAUUGUAUU